AUGCUACCUCAAUUAAAUUUUUCACUGAAUCUUACAGAGCGUCUAUUGAGAAGAUCCUUUCAUUCACUGACCAACCUAUACAGAACUCAAGUAAAAGAAAGAUUACAUGCGCUGGAAAACCACGGUUACAUAGCACACAAAACGUCGAAGCAAUUAGAGAGGCUAAGUGCCAAGAAAAGAAGGCAAUUGAAAAAAUUGCAAAAGACAGCAUACCCCAAGGAUCAGGCUCUCCAUGUUCUUCGUAAAUUUCACAAUAUAAAAGACGAGACAUUGGCGGAUACAAAAUUGGGUCCAACUAGUCAGAGCGAUUUGAAGUUUCUAUCCUUAACGAAAGAUAAGAGGUUGUUUUAUACCAUCUUAGGUGUAAAUGGACAACAAUUGCGUGAUGCUAAAUUAAUCGCCAGUGAUGUUCAGAAAUUUUUGAAAAGAGGUCAACUGGAAAAGGCUGUCUUUUUAGCCAGGUUAGCUAAAAAAAAAGGUGUCGUUGGGAUGAAUUUAAUCAUGAAGCAUUAUUUUGAAGUUAUCAAGUCUCAACAGAGUGCUGUUGAUAUCUUCAACUGGCGAAAAAAAUGGGGGGUACCCAUCGAUCAACAUUCCAUCACUAUCCUUUUUAGUGGACUCUCAAAACAGGAUAAUUUAGUCUCCAAGAAAUAUGGAGAACUCGUUCUAAAGAUUAUAGAUAGUUUGAGCGAUAAAAAUGAGCUUACCGAAAUAGAAUACAAUACCGCUUUGGCAGCAUUGAUUAAUUGUACGGAUGAAACACUAGUGUUUAAGCUCCUCAAUAAAAAACUUCCAGGUCUGAAAAAAGAUAGUAUUACGUAUACGUUGAUGAUAAGAUCGUGCACUAAAAUAUCCGAUGAGAAACAUUCCAUGGUGGUACUCGAUGAUUUGAUUCAUAAGAUUCCACACUAUUGCGUUGAUUCUAAAUUGCUAUUUGAGUACUGCGGAGUAUUAUGUAGUCAGAAAUUUUCAAAAAUUGAUAAUCAAGGGAUGGGGUUAUGGGCAUUUUGUGAAUACUUUCAAUUCGAUAAAACCAUUUUUAGUAAGUUCUUACCACCAAGUGAACAUCCUGCUUUGAUUCCGCUAAGCUAUUGGAACAUUAACGAGCCAUUUCCUCUCAACAAACAUGUCGUGGGUUUGUUUAUGAAUAAUUGUCUGAAGAACAAGAAAUACGAACUUGCCAUUGAAACGUUUAAAGAGUUAGAAGCACGAAACAACAAAAUAUUAGACCUGAGCAUAUAUCAUAAGUACAUGGAAAUCCUCAAAAUAGCCAGACCUACCACAUGUGGUGAUGAGUGUCUAGAAAUUUAUGAACGAGUGGCUUCAUCAGCACCACACAUGUCAAUCACCAGAAGGACAUUGAUUUUAGUAUAUAGUGCUUUUCAAAGACAAAGUAUCAAGGCCGCUAUCAACAAAGAUGAAUCAAAUACUGAAAAUCUUCUGCGCAAAGUUCGAGGGUUUAUUGAUAAUGUAGAGGCCACAUACUCAUCGAAGUUGAAUGAAAAAGUUUAUGCACUAAAUUCAUGGAAGUUCUUGUUUCCUAUUUUAAAAAAUCUGAACAUGCAUGAUAAAGUGUCUACCAUGGAACUAAAAAGCACAUUAAACGAGUAUUUAAAAUCCUUGUUAACGGGAAAGUUCGAGAAAGGAACUAAAGCGAGCCUGGAAGAAAUGCGAUUUGUUACAUUAGAAGGAAUUCGUUUACUUAAGAUUUUAACCGACCGAAUCAAGCUACCGACGCUGGAUAGUGAAGAGAUUGCUAACUUGAAAGGAACAGAUAGAAACAAGUUUCUUGCCAGAAGGCACCUUUUAAGGCUUAAGCAAAUGUUGCUGGUGGAUUUAGCGGACAUUGAAGGCAAGUCAGAAAAGAGGACUAGUGGCGAAGAUGCAGAUGCCAGUAAAGAAGGCCUAUUGGAAGACUUGGUGGAGUUGAUAUUACAUGAAAGUUAUAAAAAAUUUUAA
Molecule: messenger RNA, 1959 nt
Organism: Saccharomyces mikatae IFO 1815
Lineage: Eukaryota; Fungi; Ascomycota; Saccharomycetes; Saccharomycetales; Saccharomycetaceae
Gene: MRX1
Product: Mrx1p
Exons: 1
Coding region: 1-1959 (652 amino acids)
Molecular function (GO): protein binding
Source: RefSeq, a predicted model, not a curated record